Syngnathus typhle (broad-nosed pipefish) is the source of this 3476-nucleotide messenger RNA. Its product is annotated as E3 ubiquitin-protein ligase MARCHF6-like. NCBI's taxonomy places the organism in Eukaryota, Metazoa, Chordata, Actinopteri, Syngnathiformes, Syngnathidae. Gene Ontology annotation, cellular component: endoplasmic reticulum membrane. Bases 327 to 3068 code for a protein of 913 amino acids. The transcript is spliced from 25 exons. The record is from RefSeq and is a predicted model, not a curated record. Gene Ontology annotation, molecular function: zinc ion binding.
AGGCUUCAGUUAGCCAUUUGUCUUUUUGCCUUUAACAACUGUCAGUACAGCGGAUGCGGUGUUUAUCGUAAUAACUAGGGGGAAAACGUGAAAUUAGCAAACAUUCUUUAGAUAUUAAAACUGGUGACACGGCGAAGAAGAAAGCACCGGGAUUUUCCGACUGUUGAGAAACCAUUUUGUGAUUGCCGAUGCAUUCUGGUCCAUAACGUUGUACUCGUUUCGCUAGCUUAAGUUGGCAAGCUAAGCUAGCUAUAUCGCCUGUCGUUGAUGGGUUCGCAGAGCGAGCAACACCUGGAAGAAACAGCGACUGUUGCUUUGUAAACAACAUGGACACGACCGAAGAAGCGGAUAUUUGUCGUGUCUGCCGCUCUGAGGGGACCCCAGACAAACCUCUGUAUCAUCCUUGCGUAUGCACCGGCAGCAUAAAAUUCAUUCACCAGGAAUGUCUGGUCCAGUGGCUGAAACACAGCAGGAAGGAGUAUUGUGAAUUAUGCAAGCACAGGUUUGCAUUCACACCAAUCUACUCCCCAGACAUGCCGUCACGUUUGCCCAUUCAGGACAUUUGUGCCGGCCUGCUGACUAGCGUGGGCACAGCCAUUCGCUACUGGUUCCAUUACACACUGGUGGCAUUCGCUUGGCUUGGCGUGGUUCCUCUCACUGCAUGUCGCAUCUACAAGUGUCUUUUUACCGGCUCCGUGAGCUCCCUUCUGACACUGCCGUUGGACAUGCUCUCCACAGAAAAUCUGCUUGCUGACUGUCUGCAGGGGUGUUUUGUGGUCACAUGCACCCUAUGUGCGUUUAUUAGCCUGGUGUGGCUCCGAGAGCAGAUUGUCCACGGCGGCGCUCCGCAGUGGUUAGAACAGCACCUGCCUCCGCCACCCAAUGCGGCCGGACAAGCCAACGAGGCGCAAGCGGCAGGCCCUGGAGCAGCAGAUGAAGCCCCCGCCGGCCAAGCAGCCCCUGCAGAGCCUCCAGCCCAGAAUGACGCCGAGCCAGAGCCCCCUGAUCCGCCAGAGCAGGGCGAUGACCCCGAGCUGGAGGAAGAGGAAGGAGUGGCUGCUGAAGACGCCGACCCAAAUAAUGGCGCGCAAGAUGACAUGAACUGGAACGCUUUGGAGUGGGACAGAGCGGCCGAGGAACUCACCUGGGAAAGGAUGCUCGGCUUGGAUGGAUCGCUGGUUUUUCUUGAGCAUGUAUUUUGGGUGGUGUCUCUCAACACGCUCUUCAUCCUGGUGUUCGCAUUUUGUCCCUACCACAUUGGACAUUUCUCGGUUGUGGGUCUUGGUUUCGAGGACUAUGUUCAAGCUUCUCAUUUUGAAGGUUUAAUCACAACCAUUGUUGGCUACAUCCUGCUGGCCAUGACGCUUAUACUGUGUCACGGAUUGGCUGCUGUGGUCCGGUUUCAGCGCUCCCGCCGUCUCCUUGGAGUCUGUUAUAUCGUUGUCAAGGUCUCUCUGCUAGUUGUUGUGGAGAUUGGUGUUUUUCCACUGAUAUGUGGCUGGUGGCUUGACAUCUGCUCUCUAGAGAUGUUUGACGCCUCUCUGAAAGAUCGAGAAAUGAGUUUCAAAUCGGCACCUGGCACCACCAUGUUCCUUCAUUGGCUUGUUGGGAUGGUCUACGUCUUUUACUUUGCUUCCUUCAUUCUACUUUUAAGAGAGGUGCUGAGGCCUGGGGUCCUGUGGUUUCUGAGAAACCUCAACGAUCCAGAUUUUAACCCAGUGCAGGAGAUGAUUCAUCUUCCCAUCUACAGACACCUGCGGCGCUUCAUUCUGUCGGUGGUGGUGUUUGGUUCCAUUGUGUUGUUAAUGCUCUGGCUUCCCAUCAGAUUGAUUAAACUACUGAUGCCCACCUUCCUGCCAUAUAACGUCAUGCUCUACAGCGAUGCCCCAGUCAGCGAGCUGUCUUUGGAGCUAUUAUUACUUCAGGUCGUGCUGCCAGCUUUAUUGGAGCAAGGACAUACCCGCCAGUGGCUCAAAGGCUUAGUUCGGGCCUGGACAGUCAGUGCUGGAUAUUUAUUAGAUCUCCACUCGUACCUCCUUGGGGAGCAAGAGGACGUCGAUCCUAACCAGCCGGUGAACAACAACAACAACAAUCCUCCCCCGGGACAACAUAAUAAUAACAACCCGCCGCCAGCUGUUGGCGAGGGGCUGCACGCAGCCCACCAGGCCAUCUUGCAGCAGGGUGGACCUGUGGGCUUCCAGCCCUACCACAGACCUCUCCGCUUCCCAUUCAGAAUUGUGCUACUGAUUGCAUUUAUGUGCAUCACCCUGCUGGUGGCUAGUCUUGUGUGCCUGACACUACCAGUGUUCACUGGACGCUGGCUAAUGUCCUUCUGGACUGGAAGCUCCAAAAUUCACGAGCUGUACACUGCAGCUUGCGGCCUGUAUGUAUGCUGGUUGUCCAUCCGUGGAGUCACUGUACUGCUGGCUUGGAUGCCCCAGGGACGCACCGUUAUUGUGCACAAAGUUCAGGAAUGGACGUUCAUGAUCCUUAAAACCUUGGUUGUUGCUCUGCUGGUUGCUGGAGUCAUCCCACUGUUGUUGGGUCUGCUGUUUGAGCUGGUCAUUGUAGCUCCGCUCAGAGUACCUCUGGAUCAAACGCCCCUCUUCUACCCCUGGCAGGAUUGGGCUCUUGGAGUGCUUCAUGCCAAAAUCAUUGCGGCAAUUACCUUGAUGGGUCCUCAUUGGUGGCUGAAAACUGUUAUUGAACAGGUGUACGCCAAUGGAAUUCGCAACAUUGAUCUUCAUUUCAUUAUUCGUAAACUGGCAGCCCCAGUCAUCUCAGUGCUGCUGCUGUCUCUGUGUGUGCCCUACGUCAUUGCGGCUGGGGUAGUGCCUGCUGUCGGGGUGACCCCAGAGAUGGAGAUUCUAAUGCAGAGGAGAAUAUACCCCUUCCUCCUGAUGGUGGUCUCACUUAUUGGCAUCCUUUCCUUCCAAAUUCGACAGUUUAAGCGCCUGUAUGAGCACAUCAAGAAUGACAAGUACCUGGUUGGCCAAAGGCUUGUCAACUAUGAAAGGAAAGCAGGAAGAGCAAGCUCAGUCCCCCCCUCCAACCCUAUCAUAGAAUAGAUUUUCACUGCAUACACACCCUUCUCGCCUUAUGAUUUGAUCAGUCACUGAACUGUAGUCCUUUUAGAAUCUCUUGGUGGAUUUCAUGGAUGUUAUUCAGUCCCCUGAUUCCCCUUUCAUGCCCAUUACACUUGGGAAGGGAAACAUGUAUUAUAAUCAAGGGACAGCAAAGUAAUAUCCUCCAACAGAGCGAGGGCGAGAGAGGGAGAGGGUUUUGAUUAGAGUUUUUGUCUUUCAUACUCGCCUUGCUUUGUAAAGUGCUGCCUGAUAAUUGUACAUGUGUAAAUACUUUGAAUGCAGAUUUUGUCUUAAAAAAAAAAAAAGAAGACAUGACGCGAUGACCAUUGUACAUCUUAAAAGUGUAUGUAUAAUUUAUUAAAUCAAGCCAGCAAUUUCUGUUUGUUUUCA